Molecule: messenger RNA, 1230 nt
Organism: Camelina sativa (false flax)
Lineage: Eukaryota; Viridiplantae; Streptophyta; Magnoliopsida; Brassicales; Brassicaceae
Source: RefSeq, a predicted model, not a curated record
AUGGGAAACAGAUCAAGCAAACGUUCUAAGACAACGGCUAUUGAUACCAAAAAAAAGAAAAAAAAGACAUCGGCUAAGAUCUAUGCAACGGAAUUUAAAACGUACGAGGCUGCAUGUAAAGAAGACACGGAGAUCCAGUCUUUCGACAGGCGUAUGCACACACGGAUGAGUAACGUGAUAAGCACGCUAUCUACGGGCGUUGACGUUGAGGGUCGAGCGGUCUCGUUCGAUUCCUUGAAAGUAGUGACGGAGAGUUUAUUGGACAUGAACCAAGAAGUUGUGAAAGCGGUAAUGGAUUGCAAGAACGAUAUAUGGAAACAUAAAGAAGUGUUUGAGCUCGCUGUAGAUUUCUUUGACAAUAGCACGAAGACGCUCGACUUCUGUUAUGCUUUGGAGGAAAGCAUGUGUCUGGUUGGUAGUAAUCACCAGUUGAUUCUUUCAGGGAACGGAUACAAGAAGACACUCAAAGAGCUGAAGAAAUUCAAAGACGCAAAGACUCCUUUUGGCGAAGACUUCUUCAAGAUGUUCCAAAUCGUUUACGAACAACAAAUGCUGAUGCUUGAGAAGCUUCAGAUUCGUACGAAGAGGCUCGACAUUAAGCUCAAGCGCAUCCGCACAUGGCGAAAAAUCUCCAGCAUCAUCUUCGUGGCUACCUACGCCACUCUGCUCAUCUGCUCUGUUGUGGCUGCGGCUAUUGCGGCUCCUCCUGUGGCUGCGGCUCUCGUUUCUGUCAUAGUGCCAAUGGGUUCCAUGGGGAAAUGGCUCCACUCGCUGUGGAAGAAAUAUGAGACUGCAGUUAAAGGACAAAAAGACGUGUUCUUUUCGAUGCAGGUAGGGACGUUUGUGGCAGUUAAGGAUUUGGAUAAUAUCCGGUUAUUGAUCCAACAGUUGGACAAUGAGAUCAAGAUGAUGGUGACGAGUGCGGAAUCUGCGGUGGAGCAUCAUGAUACAAUCAAGAUUCAGAUCCAUGAGAUUAAGAAGGUUCUUUCGGUGUUUAAGAAGAAAAUAGAAGAAUUGGGGAAUCGAGCUGAUUUGUGUAGCAAAGAUAUUAUAAAAGCAAGGGAGGUGGUUUUCCAUAAGAUCAUUAAUCAUACCUGAAAUGGUUGUAGCAGCAACUGAACAAAACAAACAAACAAAGACUAGUACAUAUUCUAGCUAUCUUGAGUUUUACUAUCAAUAUGUUCAAUAGUUCAAUACUACUAUUUAUUAUAUUUUUUUGCAAUUUCUGUA